AUGUACUUGUACCAGAUUCCGUAUGUAUUAUCUAACAUUCUAGGAGAUUUUUCGAGUUCAGAUUUCCAUUGGUUAUCAAACGCCAAGCUGGAACUGAAAGUUUCUCUACCGGAGGCAGGGCGUCGGCUCGCCUCUCCAAGUACCAACUCUUCCCCGUCACCAGUGCACGCACAGAAUGGCGGUUUCGCAAGCAAAAUAUCGGGCGUUCCAUGUCCAGCCACACCCACACGAUACACAGCACCGGUCCACAUUGACGUCGGGGGUGUAAUAUAUACAUCAUCCUUGGAAACACUCACAAGAUUCCCAGAGUCUCGACUGGCCAAAAUGUUCAACGGUAGCAUUCCUAUAGUGCUGGAUACAUUGAAACAGCACUACUUUAUUGACAGGGACGGAAAGAUGUUCCGGUACAUACUGAACUACAUGCGCACAGCGAAACUUCUGCUUCCGGAAAACUUCAAUGAAAUGGAUCAGCUUUACGAAGAAGCGAGAUAUUUUGAUAUUCCCGGAAUGAUAAGGGAAGUCGAAAUCUUACGUAGAGGAAAGGGUAUCAAGAAAGAAAAAAUGGACACAGUUAGUGACAAUAGCAAACCUUCGGAAAAAGACGGUUUUUGCGACUGUAUCGCAGUGAGUUUGAGCCCCGACCUCGGUGAAAGGAUCUCGUUAAGUGCUGAGCGUUUUCUGAUCGAAGAAGUAUUUCCCGAACUAAAUUCUGCAUUACUUGAUUCCAGAAAUUCCGGAUUUAACAUGGACAACCGUUACGUUAUCCGUUUCCCACUGAAUGGUUUCUGUAAAUUGAAUUCUGUUCAAGUGUUUCAAAGACUAUUGAAUCAUUGUUUCAAAAUCGAAGCAUCAACUGGAGGAGGCGUUGAGGGACAACAAUUUUGUGAAUAUUUAUUUGUGAGACGGAACUGUAAAACUGUCUAAAUGUUCGGAAUUUGGAAGUGAACAUCGGAUCAAAUCUUUGAAAUCCACUAACUUACUAACUUACCUAGUAUGUUACUUCUCUUAGACCAUGUGCACGUGUUCUUGUCUUCAGCAGUAGUAACAUACAAUGUAUGUAUAUAUAUGAUAUCGGUCAGUCAUCAGUUUGUUAAAAUAAUUGCUUGUGUUUUGUUUAUUAAAAUCUGUGUCUUUU
Molecule: messenger RNA, 1135 nt
Organism: Mercenaria mercenaria
Lineage: Eukaryota; Metazoa; Mollusca; Bivalvia; Venerida; Veneridae
Product: BTB/POZ domain-containing protein kctd15-like
Exons: 3
Coding region: 1-924 (307 amino acids)
Biological process (GO): protein homooligomerization
Molecular function (GO): protein binding
Source: RefSeq, a predicted model, not a curated record